AUGCGAAGCUUCUUGUACGCAGUGGGAGUCGCGACUCUUCUGCACCGAGCCCUUGGCCAGGAAUCGGUCCAGUACGAAGAUGCCUUGACCGGCUUCACAUUUUCUCGAUAUGACAGCGGCAGAGCUGUGUCCUUUGGCAUCGCCAUCCCGGGCAACGUCACCGGCGGCGAGCCCUACGACGCCGUGAUCCAAAUGACGGCAAGCAAGGACAUUGGCUGGUACGGCAUAGCCUGGGGCGGAUCCAUGACGUACAACCCCAUAUCCUUGGCCUAUCCGAACGGCGACGACGUGACUUUGAGCUCGCGCAUGGCUUUCGGCUACUUCCCUCCAGUCAUCUAUCCAGACGCCACCCACCAAGUCCUGCCCACCGGCACCUUUGUCAACGCGACGCAUUGGCAAGUCACGGCGAGGUGUACGGGCUGCACGCAGUGGGGAGACGAUGACAUCGGCAUCACCUACCUGGACCCGAGCGAGGACCAGUAUCUAGCAUUUGCCCUCUCCACAACGCCCGUCGACAAUCCGGCCGACCCCGAGUCGUCCUUUAGCAUCCAUUCGCAGACGGGACACUUUGUUCUAAACUUUGCUCUAGGUGCCAAUGAGGAUUUUGAAGAUCUCGUACAAGAGAAUUUGGGGGAGCAGGAUGCGGUCGAGGGUGGCAGGAGGUAA
Pyricularia pennisetigena is the source of this 666-nucleotide messenger RNA. RefSeq lists its product as uncharacterized. The transcript is spliced from 3 exons. Bases 1 to 666 code for a protein of 221 amino acids. The record is from RefSeq and is a predicted model, not a curated record. NCBI's taxonomy places the organism in Eukaryota, Fungi, Ascomycota, Sordariomycetes, Magnaporthales, Pyriculariaceae.